Tachysurus vachellii is the source of this 2815-nucleotide messenger RNA. RefSeq names its product RNA binding motif protein X-linked (gene rbmx). Gene Ontology annotation, cellular component: spliceosomal complex. The transcript is spliced from 10 exons. The coding region runs from base 130 to 1266 and encodes 378 amino acids. NCBI's taxonomy places the organism in Eukaryota, Metazoa, Chordata, Actinopteri, Siluriformes, Bagridae. Gene Ontology annotation, molecular function: RNA binding. The record is from RefSeq and is a predicted model, not a curated record. Gene Ontology annotation, biological process: positive regulation of mRNA splicing, via spliceosome.
GUCGAACAGAGCGCAUGCGCUACAAUUUACAUUACCAUGGGUGGGACGUCUGAAUGAUUAAAGGCAGCGUGAGGUCUUUUUUAGCUUCCCCUGUUGAGUGUCCGACGUUGUCAGUCCAUACAGUUGACUAUGGCGGAGGCAGACAGGCCUGGAAAGCUUUUCAUCGGUGGCUUGAACACUGAAACUACAGAGAAAGCUCUUGAAAGCUAUUUCAGCAAAUUCGGCCGGAUAUCUGAAGUUCUGUUGAUGAAGGAUCGUGAGACCAAUAAGUCCAGAGGGUUUGCUUUUGUGACUUAUGAGAAUCCUGGUGAUGCAAAAGAUGCCGUGAGGGAAAUGAAUGGAAAGGCCCUGGAUGGUAAACCCAUCAAAGUAGAGCAGGCCACAAAGCCUCAGUUUGAGUCGUCUGGCCGUCGAGGCCCCCCAUCAUCAGUGCAUCCACGCAGUCGUGGUUCUCCUCGAGGGCAACGUGGGUCCAGAGGGGGUCCCAGUGGAAUGCGGGGCCCACCAAGCAGAGAACCUUUCUUUAAAGGGAUGUCAUCCAGAGGACCCCCACCAAAAAGAGGACCACCCAUGCGCAAUGGAGGGCCACCACCAAAGCGAUCAGCACCUUCUGGGCCAAUGGGCAGACCACCGAUGUCUAGAGAUCGGGAUCCUUAUGGUCCUCCUCCUCCUCGCAGAGAUUCUCUUAUGUCAAGAAGGGAUGAUUACCCAUCCCCACGUGAUGAUCACUACAGUGUUAAAGACAGCUAUUCUAGUCGGGACUACAUGAGCUCAAGGGACAACCGGGACUAUGGGCCUCCACCACGUGAUUAUUCAUAUCGUGAUUAUGCAUCCCAGUCGAGUUCCAGGGAUGAUUAUGGUUCAAUGUCUCGAAGCUACAGUGAUCGUGACAGUUACGGUGGAGGUCGUGAACCUAGAGGCUAUAUGGAGCGAACAACUGGAGGCUCCUACAGAGAACCCUAUGAUGGUUACGGUAACUCACGCAGUGCCCCACCCUCAAGGGGCCCCCCUCCAUCCUACGGUGGGAGUGGUGGAGGCAGUCGCUAUGACGACUAUGGCAGCAGUUCCAGGGAUGGCUAUGGCAGUCGCGACAGUUACACCAGCGGUCGGAGUGAGUCGUACUCUGCUAGCCGUGCCGAGCGCCCGGCCAGGCAAGACCUUGAGAGAGGCUACCCUCCUCGCCAAUACAGCAGCUCAAGCCGAGGCGCACCUCGGGGUCGUGGAGCUAAUCGAGCAGAUAGAGGAAUGAACCGAAGUCGGUACUGAGAUGGACUUUGAUGGAAAAGGGUUAGGUCACAUUGUGAGACAACGGAGAGGCUACAAUUUUAACUUCUAGAUAAACUUUAAGCUUCGGUUUCAUUCUGUACACAACCUUUUUGAGUUUUUUUAUUUUUUUUUUAUUUUUUUUUCCCCCCCCUGAGUGUUAGUUUGUUUCUUUUCCCCUGACCGUGUCUCGUUUAAUAGUACUGUUGCCAAUUUAAGUGAAGUGUUUAGUUUUGUGCCCUAGUGAUGUUAAAACCCUGCAAUGCCCAAGAGUAUUGUUUUUCAUUUAUCAAUAAAAGUUUUUAUCAAAACAUUCAUGCCCCACUCCUGUUCCAAGAGGACCCACAUAAAUGGUGAAAAUUGUCAUCUCCCAGCCUCAUUCACGGUGAGGCAAAGCUUAAACUUGAUCCGUUUUAGAUUAUGUGGAGAAUCUUGUUGACUUUUCAGUCUGUUGAGAACGAGACCAAUGUCUUUGCCAAAUUCUUUAUCAGUAUAGUUUUCCUCAGUGCAAAUGGAUUCCUCAUCACAAAGCCUAAACACUGACGGCUUACAACGACCAUUCCAAAGACAACCAAUAUGCAGGAAACAAUUCAACACCAGAUUAAACCUGACAUCAGCUGGUAAGCAAAGCAAAACCUUUUGUCUCUGGUCUAAGUGAACUUGACUCAAUGCUUUGAGUGGUAUCUCAACUAUAGGUUAGUUAGCACACCAUCUAUACCUCUUCUGGCAUUACAGACGAUAACCUGCAAUCUAACACUGUACAAUUAUUUCAUGCUUGUACAACCUGACUCAAAAACAAAGUCUGCAACCAAAGGAAUCUUUUGUAAAAAAAACAAAAAACAAAACAAAACAAAAAAAAAAAACAGUGGAUCAUUUGAAUUUAAAGGCCCAUAGUCUCAGGAAUGAAUGGGGAAACAUGGAUUUCCAACUCUACAACACCACAGUGCAAGUGACAAAUGGCAUUAUAAGGAUAUUAAGAUGAAGCUUCCUAACCUUGGACUAUUUCUACAAUGUAGUAAGUCCCCCUAAUAUCAAAUCAUAUCCAUACCAUUGUCAGUGGAACCUUAUUUAAGCUGUUGCUUUAGUUUUUACACAAAAGCCAAAGCCGUUCACAAGCAUGCCCAUUCUAACAAAGGACACGCCUGGAAAAGACACUUCUAAAAUUCAGCCUGGAAAAUAACUGGAAGCCAGUGAAAUUGGAUCCUUUUUAAUUCAAUGUUUGCUCUCAUGUACCCAUUUUUAAUAGAUAUUUGGCUACAGCAGUAUGUUAAUUAGAUGUUUCUUGUUGCAGGAUGAACACAACAGCCAGCUCAACAUGACCUGAGCUUGUAGUUCUUCAGUGCUGAUGGCUGCUUGGUUGUAGCUAUAUAUACUCGGCGUGUACAGUGAUCAGCAGAUCCAGAUUGAGUGAGUGUGCGCAUGGUUAAGUGAGUGAGACGUUUAGAUAGAACCGAGUCUAAGCUUGCAAAGUGAUGCAAUUUUGUGUUGGAUGCCUUUGUGUUGUAAGGGGUUACAUUUCUUCUUUUGAAAUAAACAUUUGCUCUAUUUUGAA